Molecule: messenger RNA, 2451 nt
Organism: Klebsormidium nitens
Lineage: Eukaryota; Viridiplantae; Streptophyta; Klebsormidiophyceae; Klebsormidiales; Klebsormidiaceae
Source: the annotation of a GenBank genome assembly
AGCGUGGAGAGAGGAGAAUCGAGUCUCUGCGACAUUUGGUCAAUUGGCACGGAAAAUCUCAGAGCAGAAUCUGAAAAUCCAGGUGAAAAGGUGGCAGCCCGAACUGGCGUUGGCGCAAGUUGGCGGCCGCCGGGCCGCGGCUAGCUGGCCAUGCUGGGCAAUACGAUUGACCAUGCUGUCGCCUGCUUGUGAAGCGAAGUACCAUGACAUGGUAUGGUAUGUAUGAGAGGGAGACUCGGAGAGAGAGAACGGGGUUGCAGUCACAGAAAGCCACAGAGGCCCAUGGGCCAUGCAGGGCCAAACUGAAUGAGGGAGGUGCUCACAGGCAAGCUGGAGCUGCUCAAUGAGGACAGAGCCCGGCGAAUCACUCCAAAAAAUGAGAGGUGCAGCGGAAGAAGAAAGCUACGAGAAUUGUCCGAUAUGUGAUGAGAAAGUCUGCACAUCGACCAUUCAAAGGCAUGUCAACGCACACCUGGAUUCUGAGGUAGAGGCUGGAGACCGGGAACUAGCUGCCAAAGUUGAUCUUGGAUCUCCUGAAACCAAUUAUCCUGUGAAUUUGCAACAAAGUGAGGAAGCUCCAAAAGCAUUGAGAAGGCGCGAUGAGAGUGGUGACAGGGUGACGUGCACGCUUGGUUGCGAGCAGGUGGUGCCCCUCUACGAGUGGGAUUCGCAUCUGAUUAUGCACCAGCUAGAAGCGGAGGAGAUAGCAGCGGAGAUGGACCGUCAGGAGCAAGACAAGCGCUCGGAGCUGGCAGCUCGAGUUGCACAGCAUGGGUUCUUUGCUCCACUGCAAUUGCAGCAUGGUAUGUCCAAAGGAGAGAGCAGUCGAGGGGGCAGUGAGGCUUGGAGACAUGUCAGUCCGCAUGCUGGCAUGACUGUCCGAGGGGGUGCUGAAACAGGCGGUGGUGCAGAAGCUCAGGACCCCCCUGUGGCUGAGCAAAGAGAAACAAUUUGCCGACGCGCUCCUGAGGGCAUCGUGGAGCUUUUGCGACAGGCGCUAGAAGCUGAUUGCAAAGGGAACUGCAGGGCAGCCUUAUCAGGUUAUGUGGACCACUACGAAAGCCGACGGAGAGACGACCUUGGUUGGGGCUGUGGUUGGAGGAACAUACAGAUGCUUUGUUCGAAUCUGGUUGAAGACCCUGAGAUCUGUGGAGCAAUCUUUGGGGGCCGGGGGACUGUUCCAGAGAUUCCUGAGCUCCAAAAGUGGCUGGAACAAGCGUGGAAGGAGGGCUUUGAUGUCAUGGGAGCUGACCAGCUGGGUUGGAACGUCCGGGAAACCCAGAAGUGGAUUGGCACGACCGAGUGUGCCGCUCUGCUCCGCUCCUUUGGGCUGCGCGCGCGCAUUGCCGACUUCCGAGCCUCCAACGUGAGAAACAAGAGGGAGCCACGAGGCGGGGACAGCCAGGCGGGCGACAGAGGACAGUCUGCUAAACGGCCUCGGACGGACGGCGCCGCGCCCGCCGAGAUAACCGGGGGCAACCAGGAUGGGGACCACCGGGACCACGCGGUGCAUAGUGGGGUGCAGUGUGACCACUGCGGGAUGAAUCCAAUCCGAGGGGCACGCUUCAAGAGCACGGUCAAGGACAACUUUGAUCUCUGCGAGCAGUGCAAAGACGUGGCGGACGACCAGGAGGCGAGUCGGGGCGUGACGCGGCUGCACCUGUACCUCAAGAUGGACACGCCCCACGUAAUGGAAGACAAGACCGAGAGUACGCAGAAGGGAGGCGGGGCGGGAUCGGGGGCCCGGACAGAGAGUGCGAACGCGCACAUGAGGCUGAUCGAGUGGGUCUGGAAGUACUUCACCACUGGGGCGGGGGCGGCCGAAGACAGUGAAGCAGAGGAGGCCCCGACAAACCAGCGCCGGCAUGUCAUCAUGAGCAACAGACCUCCUCUUUAUUUCCAGCACGAAGGCCAUUCCCGGACCAUUGUUGGGAUUGAGCGCCGGCGGUCGCGACCUGAUGCACCGGAGGAGGCCUUUUUGCUGAUACUCGACCCCUCGCAGCGAACUGCCGAAGUGGUGGAGGCACUUCGCCAAAAGAAGGGGUGGCAGCGGCUCAUCAAACGAGGCGUCCACACCCUGCGGAAGCCAGAGUAUCAGUUGUGCUUUGUCGAGCCGGGCAUAGCCACGGGAGAGGAGCUGGAAAAGCUGAAAGUGCUGGACAGUGUUCUCCAUCAGUAUUAGUCUGUAGCAGUCUGUACAAUUCAAAGCUGUCUGUUAUCUGUGCUAGUAUAGGACAUUGCUCUGUGAAGGUUAUUUGCACGCGGUUGCCAGGAGUUUGUGGUAAUUUUGAUACGGGAGGAUAGAAGGGCAUGAUUGGUAUGGAUCGCCAGGUAUCAAGGUAAACAAGGACUGAGCAUUGGGUGAGACGGUUUGACAGAGGUUGUGAUCGAGACCCCCAGUAUGUCAUUGUCAUACUAUUGUGGAUGCCACAGGGUCUCUUCUUCUUCUUC